Messenger RNA from Salarias fasciatus (jewelled blenny), 1934 nucleotides. RefSeq names its product coagulation factor IXb (gene f9b). Gene Ontology annotation, cellular component: extracellular region. The transcript is spliced from 9 exons. The coding region runs from base 369 to 1934 and encodes 521 amino acids. Gene Ontology annotation, biological process: blood coagulation; proteolysis. The record is from RefSeq and is a predicted model, not a curated record. Lineage: Eukaryota; Metazoa; Chordata; Actinopteri; Blenniiformes; Blenniidae. Gene Ontology annotation, molecular function: calcium ion binding; serine-type endopeptidase activity.
AAGAGGAGGCACGCGGACAGAAAGUCGACGCACUCGCAGCGGAGGUCGACCAGCAUGUGGCACCUGGCGCCGAACAGCGGGCAGAGUCGGAGCGUGCUGUUCUCCAGUGGAAAAAGAUAGUGAAAAUCGAUGGCUGGAGAACAAGAGGAUGUGGUGAGCAGUUACAUGACCGAGGAGGAGGAGGAGGCAAAACUCAGGAAAGCUGCAGCCCACUGCGAGGAGAAGACAGUGGGUGGAGAAAGUGAUGGACUGCGGACAGAAACUGGGGUCAGGACCUGGUCAAUGAAGUGGAGUCACGAGGAAAUUGAAGUUACACCAGUGACCUUCCGGUUAGGAUUUGUGCUCCCUGAGUGACCCCUUAGUUCUGCAUGUCCGUGCUGUUAGUGCGUCCCACGGCGUCCUUUGCAUUGGUCUCAUUUGAAGCAGUAUUUGUGCCGCAGCACACAGCACACACUGUGCUGCGUCGCCAGCGAAGGCACAACCACGGUCUGGAAGAAGUCUUUCAGAAGGCCAACCUGGAACGGGAGUGCAGAGAGGAAGUCUGCUCGAUGGAGGAGGCCAGGGAGGUGUUCGAAAACGAUGAGAAAACUAUGGAGUUCUGGGCCGGGUACAUCGACGGAGACCAGUGUGACCCAAACCCCUGCCAGAACAACGGGAAUUGUGUGGACGGACUCAGCUCUUAUUUAUGCUACUGCCAGCCGAACUUCAGUGGCAAGAACUGUGAAAUUGAUGUGACUCAGCAGUGUUCAGUCAACAACGGAGGAUGUUCCCAUUUCUGUGGGAUGCAGACGAACCGGGUUGUGUGUCGAUGUGCCGUCGGUUACAGACUGGGGCCAGAUAGGAGGACCUGUGAGCCAACGGUGCAGUUCAGCUGUGGCCGCGUGAACAUGUCCUCCAGCCUGAACACCAGAUCCUUCUUCAGCCCUCGGUCACUAAACACAACAAGAGACAACUCAAGCAACGCCUUCAAGGAGGACUAUGAAGACGACAUAGCAGAGCUGUAUGACUACAUGUACUCCGGCGUGAAUGAUUCGGACCAGUUCAACGCUCAGCCGAGUGAGGCUGUUUCAAGCAGCAGGAAGGCCAGAAGUGCCACUGAAACACCAACAGAAGCAGAGGAGAAGUUCUCAUGGGCCUUCCCCACACUCCCAACCAUCACAGCAGAGCGCAACACCGACCAGAGGAUUGUUGGAGGCGACGAAGCCAAGCCUGGAGAGAUACCUUGGCAGGUAUCCCUGAUGUCUCACUCGGAUGUCCUGAAGAGAGCACAGCCCUUCUGCGGCGGGGCUCUGCUCAGUGAGUUAUGGGUGAUCACAGCAGCCCACUGCCUGGUGCAGGCUUCAGUUUCUCAGCAGAAGUUCUUCAUCAGAGCAGGUGAGCAUGAUGUCAGCCUGGCUGAGGGUCCAGAGCGAGAUCACGAAGUGGCCGAGGUGCAUCUCCACCACCUGUACAAUUUCGAAAAGUCGCAGUACAACCAUGACAUUGCGCUGCUGAAGCUUUCCACUCCAGUGGAGCUGUCCAGUCACAGGCGUCCCGUCUGCCUCGGGCCCAAAGACUUUACCGAGAACCUCCUGAUGGAGGCCAGCGGCUCCUUGGUGAGCGGCUGGGGACGUCUGAAGUUUCAGGGCCCCCAAGCCGACAAGCUGCAGAAGCUGCAGAUCCCCUACGUGGACCGCGCCACCUGCAAGCAGAGCAGCCGGGACCACGUCACGCGCUUCAUGUUCUGCGCCGGCUACCGAAACAUCCAGAAGGACGCGUGCCAGGGGGACAGCGGCGGGCCACACGUCACCAACUACAAGGGCACUUGGUUCCUGACGGGCAUCGUCAGCUGGGGCGAGGAGUGCGCCAAGGAUGGGAAGUACGGUAUCUACACCCGAGUGUCGCGAUACUACGCAUGGAUCAGUCAGACAACAGGAAUCCGAACAAAUUCUUAG